This is a messenger RNA of Vombatus ursinus (common wombat), 702 nucleotides long. RefSeq names its product small integral membrane protein 8 (gene SMIM8). The record is from RefSeq and is a predicted model, not a curated record. The coding region runs from base 115 to 408 and encodes 97 amino acids. The transcript has 3 exons. NCBI's taxonomy places the organism in Eukaryota, Metazoa, Chordata, Mammalia, Diprotodontia, Vombatidae.
GAAGGCGGCCGCCUAUCCGCUUUCUCUGUCUCGGCGGCGGCGGCGGCCAGGAGGAGAGGAGCCGGAGGAGAAGCGCCAGCCCCGGCAGAAGGUAAUAAAUCAUCUUUAAUCAAGAUGUCUUCAGCACCUGAGCCCCCAACCUUUAAAAAUGAACCACUCAAAGAGAAAGACUUUCGAAUCCCAGGGCUCAGGGGAACCCGCACAACCACCUUAUUUCGAGCUGUGAAUCCAGAGCUUUUCAUUAAACCUAACAAGCCUGUUAUGAUUUUUGGAAUGAUAACACUUACACUUUGCGUGGCUUACAUGGGUUACCUACAUGCAACUCAAGAGAAUAAAAAGGACCUCUAUGAAGCUAUUGACAGUGGGGGAGCCAGAUAUAUGAGGAGAAAAACAUCUAAAUGGGAUUAAUAGUGCUGAUUACUAUAGACAGAGCUAUAUUAAGGUCUCUGAGAUCUUCAGAUGAAAGACUAUAUUGUACCAGGUAUCAUGUUUAUAAUCCUGCAUUAUGUUUAUGUGUAAAGAAUGUUAACAGUUUGGCAUCCAGAUUUCUGUAUUGAAUUCUGCCUUUCAUAGCUGCAGCUCCUUCCCUUUACACGUACAGAAAAACGUUCAAUUUUUUCCUCCUAGCAAAGCCUCUUGCAAAGUUCUGUAAGAAUGCCAGUCAUCUCUGUUGAAUUGUGUAAUAAAAGCAAAAGAAAAGUA